AUGUUGACUUCAUUGAUGGUUGAACUUCGGCUCAGUUUUGACACCCAUGCCGAUGGGCUGAUAAGACGAAGCGAUGGGACGAUCGCGGGGCUUCCUCAGUCCGGUUACCUCAUGUUCCGGGGCACGUCAACUGCUGGAGGUGUUCACGGCCCGCUAAGAACGGCCCCUUGUGAUGAUCUGGUUGCUCAUUCGGCGCCUGCCGAAGUGUCAAAGCGGGCGUAG
Messenger RNA from Neurospora tetrasperma FGSC 2508, 222 nucleotides. RefSeq lists its product as uncharacterized. NCBI's taxonomy places the organism in Eukaryota, Fungi, Ascomycota, Sordariomycetes, Sordariales, Sordariaceae. Bases 1 to 222 code for a protein of 73 amino acids. The record is from RefSeq and is a predicted model, not a curated record. The transcript is spliced from 2 exons.